ACAAAAAGACUGGAGUUAAGAGCUGGAGCAGAGGAGCUGAGAGAUAAGGAUCGCAAAGACUUGGCUGUGGAAAGAGAACUUAAUCCCAGAUUAUUGAUGUUUUAUCCUAAACAUGGGACACAACAAGACCAAUCAGAACAAGCUGGUUUAUGUGCAUCCGUUGCAGACAUUGAUAUUCUUAAGAGAUCCUAA
This is a messenger RNA of Dovyalis caffra, 192 nucleotides long. NCBI's taxonomy places the organism in Eukaryota, Viridiplantae, Streptophyta, Magnoliopsida, Malpighiales, Salicaceae. The record is from the annotation of a GenBank genome assembly.